Molecule: messenger RNA, 696 nt
Organism: Fusarium mangiferae
Lineage: Eukaryota; Fungi; Ascomycota; Sordariomycetes; Hypocreales; Nectriaceae
Product: putative pectate lyase
Exons: 3
Coding region: 1-696 (231 amino acids)
Biological process (GO): pectin catabolic process
Cellular component (GO): extracellular region
Molecular function (GO): pectate lyase activity
Source: RefSeq, a predicted model, not a curated record
AUGCAUUUCCCCAGCGCAAUCACUCUUCUUACAGCCUUGCCAUCGGUCCUGGCCUGUAAGGGCUAUACUGGGGGCCUUCCCAAGCAUACAGGAACUAAAACUCUCGGAUCUCCUCAGUAUAUCAAGAAAGGCCAGACCUUUGAUGCUGGUUGGGUAAAAUAUGACCGUGGGGUGAAGUGUACAGGUCAGGCUGAAGGAGGUGAGAAGGACACUGUUUUUGUCCUUGAAGAUGGGGCCAAACUGCGAAAUGUCAUCAUCGGCGCCAAUCAACGUGAAGGCGUGUACUGCCUUGGAUCCUGUACCCUUGAAUUUGUUUGGUUCGAGGACGUUUGCGAGGAUGCCAUCUCCAUCAAGGGCGGCGGCACAGCCAACAUUAUCGGCGGUGGUGCCUACAAAGCCGCUGAUAAGAUCAUUCAGCAUAACGGCUGUGGACACGUGAACAUUAUCAACUUCUAUGCCAAUGAUUACGGCAAGGUUUACAGGUCUUGCGGCAACUGCAAGGGUAACUGUCGACGCUCCGUGCAUAUGGAGGGUACUACUGCUGUUAACGGUGGGGAGUUGAUGGGCAUCAACACCAACUUGGGUGACAAGGCCACUUACUCUAACAACUGCUACCCCAAAGUCCAAUGUCAAGGCUACAAUGGUUGUGAUAAGGGCAACGGCGCUUGUGAGCCUACAAAGGCUGGUCUUUGCUAA